GUAGAUGCUUCAUUUAUGUCAUGUUUUGUAGCAGGUACACAGGUGCAGACAUAGGCGUGAGAGUCUUGAGUUUGUUGUGUAGAUGUCUUAAGAAUCACUACAGGUGCGCCUGUUUGUCCUCAAAGAACCAUCCCACUUCCUGUUAAAUAAGAACAUCCUGAGUAAUAAGAUUGACUCUUCUUAAAGCGUACCUUUACUUCGUCUUACACCUGUGUUGGGAUCGGGAGGGUAGAGAACUCACGUUACGGGCAAACGUUGAGAUUUAAUUGGCCAAGGCGAUUGUUGGCGCUGUGACUGACACAGAGGGGCUUUCCGGGGGGAUCGCUUCCAGCUGAGCGGGAGGGAGGAAAGGAGAAACCGCCGCUAUAAAGAGCUCUAUCCACCGUGAGGUCUGUGCGGAGAAACCUUAAGGACCUUACAAGACAGGGACAUCAUCUUCUCUUUGCAGACCGUCCUCUAAGGAACUGUUCCUGUCUGUAGUGUGCACACAGGGUGAGUUCGUGUGACGGCGACGUAUCGGAUAAUCUAGAACGUCAGGUACAAAGACAUUCUGCACAAGCUACUUAAAGGUGGCGCCGACCUCUCGUCUACAUCUAUUGUUAGAGAAGGGAGGGACGUUGACAGCGUUGAAAGUUGCCCGAGCGGUUCUCGUCGUUAAGGCCGGACCCACGCCGAGGAGACCCGCCCGUGGUAUGCUAAGAGCGGACUUGUCUUCACGAGGAAGGAUUAGCGUUUAGAAUCCUGUCUGAGAGACCCGAAUCCAAACCUACGGGACAAAACAUAGCCGCGCGGCACCUUUGUGUUAGACCCGGAGAGCAGGGUUCGUACAGGCGUCGGGCAGGGCGCUGGAGCCAGGACAACACUCUCUGAAAGAGCUCGGCAUUGUUGGCAGUACGCGCCGCGGCCUGGAGAGGAUUGUGUCGGUGUUAAUCCAGUCUGAGUACCGGGAAGUACACUUGUCAGCGCGCUGGGGUUUGGUCGAUACCUCUGUAGACCCCCCGACUUCGGACAACGCAAAACUCGACAAAGUCACAGGACUCAACAAAAGGACUGUCUUAUUAUAGCUUCGGUUAAGAGAACAAAAAAUCGUCCGACGCUUCUGUGGGAACUGGGUCAUCGCCCUACAUUACGUCCUGAAAAAGAUUUCUAAAAGUCUUUAUACCACCAUUGGUACCGAAGAAAAGACUGUUGGAUUUUUCAAUGAUUUACCUCCCAGGCUUCUAAACACGUCACAGGUAUUUUGCUGAGCUGAAACAACGAAAGUCUCUCUGAGAAAUCGACCCGCAUUCUUCAAGCACGUUGCUUCUUAAGGAAGGGGCUUGCCUGAUUAACUAGCGUAAACACGCCGGAGUGGGCGACCCAACCUCUCAGGUCCGACUUCCGAUUGGGAAGACCUUACGUCUGCAGUUCGUCUACAAGCAGCUUCACUACAUUCACAGAAGUACCGACGAAACAUCAACAUAUCCUCUGGGAAUCAGUGCCGUUGCGGGCCAUUUAAAGCACCUUAAGUCCAAGUGCGCAGCCUCCUGUCGGAAGCAUACGGCCCUUAAGGGUUCUUAAGGAGAUCACAAGGGCCAGGUCGUCGCCAGGACUCUGUCACAGUGCCGGAAACAGGGAGAGGGGAGUGGAGUGUGAAAAGAGGCGUCGGAAAAACAAAAACGCGUGUUUUCGUCUUGACACAGCUGUCUUUGCUGAUACACCAGGGUGAAUACAUCGAAGGGAGAGCAGAAAAACGGGAGAAAUAUCAGACCCACAAGCCGAGAGUCUAGUCUGUGUGGGCCUGGCUGUCUUUUCAAGUCAACCUCUUAAAACAUCGUCGUGAAACUUUGCGCACUUGCUCGCGUGUCUUCGCGCUUGGAGUAACACGUUCUGUGAACUCGGAACGUACGGAUGUACCGCGUGUGUCCACCUGUACCCUACAUUGUUCGACAAAACUGACACCGGCACAGUAAGACUAUACCAUGCACAUCUGUGUUGACGGCGUGCAGCCCGACAAAACCUGCUCGUGUUUAGGCCCUGGAACCGGAGUCGUCCCCGACAGACUUCUGUGUUUUGAAACAGCCAUGUCAGCGACUCGAACCAGAGACCUAAACAAGACCACCUUGUCGCGCCCUGUGUUGGGUGGUCACAAAAGACUGCAGACUCCCAACACUUCAGAAAACCACCAAAAACUUAGCCCGGACGUUUAUUCUUUGAUUAAGGACGGACACUCAUUGCUUUGGGGAGAAAGUCGAGUCGCAGAUUCAGAGAAUAUGAAGAGUAGCGUGGAAGGACGAUGUAAAGCUAAGGAUGCAUUGACGGUAAGAGAGGACACUCAACUACGGGACUGGAAAAGGCCACGGUUUGAAGUAGAGAAGGUGCAUGUUUAUACUCUGUGUUGCUGGAUAACGUCUUCUACGUCUAGCACUGUGGACGUUGACAUUGACGAUUCUUACCCGGAACCGUCAAGUCUACAUGACGCCGCAGAAGACGGGGAUCUGGAACUCGUGAGAACUUUGGUCAGGACCAAACUGGAAAAUGUAAACGUCGUGAACAAGUUCGACCACACGCCGCUGCACGAGGCGGCCUGGGGAGGCCACACGGAGAUCUGCCGGGUCUUAGUCGGGGCAGGAGCGAAGGUGAACCCGAGCACGUCCCAUCAAUGGGGCGGUGGCGACACACCUGCUCAUUUCGCUGCCUUUGAGGGACACCUGUGCACCCUGCGGUACCUGGCUGGUGCUGGGGCGAACUUGGACGUACAGAACGCCUCAGGUGAGACGCCGGCGCACAACGCGGCGAGGAUGGGCCAGGUAGGCGUGGUGACGUACCUAGCCAGGUGUGGAGCUGACCUGACCCUGAGGAACGACAGCGGUAGGACUGUGUACGAGCAGGCCAUGGAGUUCGGCAACAGGAGUCUGGCAGAAUGGAUCCACAGAUUCCUACGCAACCCCAGACCACUGCAGGACUUGUGCCGUGAUGUCAUCAGAAGCUGUGUAGGGUCAGACAGAACAGCAGAAAUUGAUGACACACCAGACAUACCACCUGGACUAAAACCGUACCUGAAACUCCAGAAUUGAAACUCCUAUAGUCUUAGAAGUCUGUGCUUGAUCACAAGUUGGGGUGGAUUGGAGACGGAAUAUCUUGAACUCGUUACUGCUACUGUGUUUUCUCAAGAAAAAUUUCCCCAAACAUCUUCAGAAGAUGUUCUGUAACUCAAGGAGAGUUUAGAAAGUUGUGUGAGGGUUAUUCAAUUAUGAGACUAUGAGAGAAAGCUUCAGGAUUCUUGAUCAGUGAACUCUGGACUCAAGAGAAAAUGCUGGCCUUUGUCUGAACGGCGGAGAAGCACAUAGACCUCUCACUUCAAAUGGAAAUAUGGCUCAUCAGAACUUGAUCCUUCUUCACCAGCAGUGGAAAUGUCCUGCUUUCAUGUCACAGCGCCAUCUAGUGUUUAUAGUGAUAAUUGCAGCCUCAAGGAUCCAGCAAAUGCAUACAGACACUGUUGUAUCCAAAGCUAUUUCAUACAACUGGCCUCCAGAUCUUGAUGUGGACCUUACCUUAAACCACUAACAUGUCUUUAAAAAAAUUGCAAUCAAAGUUUGGGCACAACAUCGUUGCCAAUGAACUGCGGAAAUUUUGCAUGGAGAGUCGAAUCUUGUGUUGAUUGUGUGUUGAAAUAUUUGUGGGUAUUUUCGAAUGGAGUGUACGCGACCUCCUGCAAAGUUGAUAUGAAGCACAAAUAAGCUGUUUUCUUUGGAAACGAAUAUCUUUAGCCUAGACAUGUACAUGCAAGGCUAGAAAAUGUAGUACAAUGUACAUCCUUAAGGAAUACUGUUUUAAAUAAUGGGGUCAGUAAGCAUCGUCAUUAAAAGGAAACUACUUGCA
Messenger RNA from Branchiostoma floridae (Florida lancelet), 3861 nucleotides. Its product is annotated as ankyrin repeat and SOCS box protein 7-like. NCBI's taxonomy places the organism in Eukaryota, Metazoa, Chordata, Leptocardii, Amphioxiformes, Branchiostomatidae. Bases 1962 to 3056 code for a protein of 364 amino acids. Gene Ontology annotation, molecular function: protein binding. The transcript is spliced from 3 exons. The record is from RefSeq and is a predicted model, not a curated record. Gene Ontology annotation, biological process: intracellular signal transduction.